ACACUCUUCUAGCAAAACUGUCAUAAUUUCCUCAAAAAACAAAUGUAAAUAAAAACAAAAAUAAGACAAAAAUCUAGAAAAAAAAAACAUGCAAAUUCCUAGUGUAACCGCUGGACUAUUUCAUAAGCGUCUGCUGUCUUUACAACGGUGGUAUGCGGGCGGGGCGCGGGCAGUUGGGGCUGCGGGGGUCGCGGGGGGAGUCCCCUGCCCCCCUCGCCGCUACAGCGCCAAGGCCUCCACCUCCCCCGGCAUGAAGGUAGCCAUUUGUGGGGCCGCUGGAUGUACCGGUCAGCCCCUAGCGCUACUCCUGAAGCAGUCCCCGCUGCUGGACGAGGUGGCCUUGUACGACGUGCGGCCGACGUGCGGCGCCGGCACCGAGCUCAACCACGUGGACACGCGCUGCCGCGUCACCUCGUACUCGUGCCCGCAGCAUAUUGCGUGCGCUUUGGAGGAUGCGAAGGUGGUGGUGAUCGUGGCACGCGACUGCGACGACUCGUUUGAGAGCAACGCACCUGUCAUGACGGAGCUCGCCGUGCAGAUUUGCAACCACUGCCCUGAUGCGUUCACAAUAGUCGGCACGGAGCCGGUAGAGUCGCUGGUGCCGCUAGUGGCGGAGCUCCGCCGGCUGCGCGGUGGCGGCGGCGCGCGGCGGCUGUUGGGCUGCGUGGAGCUGCACGCUGUCCGGGCCAACACCGCGCUGGCAGACUUCCUUAAUGUGCCGCCUGAACAGGUGCGCGUGCCGGUGAUUGGCGGAGCGACGCCGCAGACCAUGGUGCCCGUGCUGUCUUCCGCACUGCACCCCAACAACCUCACGCAGGAGCAGGUGGAGUGCCUGACGUCGUGCAUAAUGUCGGGCAACGAGACGGUGCGCGAGGCGAAGGGGCGUCCCACGGGCACGGCGUGCCUGGCCGGCGCCUACGCGCUGGCGCGGACCACGCUCAACGUCGUGAAGGGCCUGCAGGGCAAGGGCACUACACAGGUGGGGUACGUCGACAGUUGCGGCACCUGCGCUCCCGAUUGCCAGUUCUUUGCCACUGAAGUGGACUUGGGCCCGUCGGGUAUAGAGAAGGUGCACGGCAUCCCCGAGCUGACCAAGUUCGAGAACUGCCUGCUGUGCUCCAGCCUGCCGCUCAUCCGCAACGAGAUCGCGCGCGCCGUGUGGCUGGUGUACUCGAUGUGUAACCAGCCCAUGGCCGCGGCUCCCGGCCCGUGCGCCGGAGCUGCAGCCGCGCCGCCCAACUGGAACAGUGGGCACCCCGACGAGUACCUCGCUACGAUUUGCCGCGAAAUGACGUCCCGCUACAGCGAGGCACCUAUACAGUGGCUGCCUCGCGAGGCAGGCUGCGGCGCGGCGGCGAGCCUCGCGCACCAGAUGCCGGGCCGCAGCGCCGCCUGCCCCGCCUCCUGCGCGCCCCCUAGUGUGCGGUAUGCGGACCAGCAACGACGGAGGCCCAAACCUCCGUGUACCACAUGCUAAAUUAUUGUUGUUCUACUAAUAUUUAUACAGGCUGUUUAGAAUUUUGUACGUUUUGACGACUUCUUCACCGUUCAAUGAAUCUUUUGUGAUUUUUAGCCUAUGAAUAGUUUUGUAUUUUUAUACCAAUAAAUGAAACCAGACUGAAAAAUUCAAA
Molecule: messenger RNA, 1631 nt
Organism: Plutella xylostella (diamondback moth)
Lineage: Eukaryota; Metazoa; Arthropoda; Insecta; Lepidoptera; Plutellidae
Product: malate dehydrogenase, mitochondrial
Biological process (GO): tricarboxylic acid cycle
Cellular component (GO): cytoplasm; mitochondrion
Molecular function (GO): L-malate dehydrogenase (NAD+) activity
Source: RefSeq, a predicted model, not a curated record